Pocillopora meandrina is the source of this 40293-nucleotide messenger RNA. The record is from the annotation of a GenBank genome assembly. NCBI's taxonomy places the organism in Eukaryota, Metazoa, Cnidaria, Anthozoa, Scleractinia, Pocilloporidae.
AAUCCAAGAUGGCGACCCCAGCAAGCGGCAAAGAUGAGCUUGGUAAGUUUACAUCGUCUGUUUUCCUCUUCUUCUAGCGGUUUUAUUAACUUAGAGCAAUAUUGAAAUGAAUUGAAUUGUCCUCAUUUUGUAAGAACUUCUCGAAAGAGUAUUUCUACGUGUUGCUUCGGCCGAAUCCGAUGACCAGCUGGAGAAGACAGUGAAAACGUUUUUGUGCCCGCUUCUUCUAAAGGUUUCUAGUCCCCAUCAAGAAGUCAAGAAUAAGGUGUGUAAGUGAGAAAGAAGUAAUUCUGUUACAUUUAAUGAUAACUUCCUCGUUCUAUCUUCUUAAUUUGAAAACGCUGAAACCUCAAAACUGAAAGUUCCACAUUACUAUAAUUUUAACUUAGCUUUAUUAAUGCAUAUGCUCACGCCAGGAAGGUACAUUUUUUAACUUAUCAUUUUUAAAAGUGUCUCUAUAAUUAAAAGAAGGGCUAUAAAUUAUCAGUUAUAUUAAUUUUAAGCAAUGUUUUUGCAUCCAUUUUUAAAAACGGAAUUACCCCACACGGUAUAUGGUAUCUUGUGAGUCUUUGGACCACAUUUCAAGGCAAUCCGUAAAGUUUACAUACCCUAUUAAUUUGUUCAAAGAAGGCACAUUUGCGUAAAAAAGAAGAAGGCUAUUAUUGCUUCCAAAGUUUUCCCAAAAAUUUACGCCUUUGAGCGACCACAUGUCAAGUUAUGUCACAUAACAACUUCACGUCGAUUUAAGUAUGUACCCACGUUUCUUGGAUCGUGAAGUAGUCAUAGAUUUAUGCUGUUGUUCAGGUUCAUUUCUGAAUCAGUGGGGUUCUCGUCAGAUUUCGCUCGUAAAUGUAAGACUGCUAUAGAAAUCGGAACGCCCUUUGAUGACGUGUGACAAUUUUCUUUUGUUUAUCAUCCAAAACCAACUAUAGCUUCCAUUCCGAAAAUUUUGCUUUUAAUUUCUUAACCACAGAAAGGCGUUUAACCUCUAUAAUAAGACAUAAGUAUAUGUGAGCGGCAAAUGGCAAGAACUGAACUUUGUCGUCUGCCUUUCAUCUUUAAGGGCAGUAAUGUGAAAAUAUAUGCAUUUAUUGUAAUUAGAAGAUAUUUGUGUAUUUCUCUGUUGGAUCUAUUGGAUAAGAAGAAAAAUAGGUGAAAUUUAUCAUUUGUGUUUUCCGUGAACUACGUUAAAAGUCCUGUCCAUUUCUUCCACAUGCUCUCUAUAUCAUAUUCUGUUGGACGAGUGUUCUAAAACAGAAUUCUUCAAUUGGUUUUCUUUCCAAAUGAUUCAAGUUUAUUUACUGAAGAAUUUCUCUUUUCUUUUUCAACUGGAAACAAUAGCUUAAAUGUAAACAACAGAAGUUUGGAGUUCAUUGACAAAAACAGCUCGCAAGCACACCCAUCCCACAAACACUUCCUCCAUCAAAUGCUUUCAAAGACUUCUAAUGAAUUUCAGAUUUGUAGACAGGUGUUAGGAGCUGUCAGACUCAAAGCUACAUAUUUUCUUAGAUCGGACUCUUGUAAAUUUCGAUUGUGAUCUAGCGUGUACUUAUUUGAAUGUUUAUGAAUACAUGACUUGCAAACAUGCUUCACACACGCUGGCAAAAGAUGGGUGUGCAUAAAUUAAAACACCAAUAACAGGAAGUAAAAUACAAAUUUGGCUUACAAUAAUCAAAUAUACUCAUUCAAGGUCUCUUUUUAAAGCUCUGAAAAUGCUCUGUUUUAAUAAAUACAAAUGAAACUUGAGAACAUUGAGGGAAAAAACUUGAAGGGAUAAAAUGUUUUCAAUCAUUCUUUGGAGUUCAUUGACAAGUCAAAACAAAAAGGAUAUACAUCUACUUAUAGACGCUGCCGCUGGAAGUUGCUUAAUUGUGCUAUUAUUUCAUUCCCUUGAGUCUUCCUCUAAAAGAUCUCACCAUUUCCAGAAUGAACGCUUCUGGCGGUUCUACAUGCCCCCCCCCCCACUCUGAAGUGAAUACCCAAAGGAAUAAAUCAAGCCUUCUAUGCACAAAAUCCAGCAGUAGCACCCAUUUCUCAAUGACACACUUAAAUCAAUAUGAAGUUGUAAUGAACACUGAAAACAUGAACUACUGGAAAAAGAAAAAAAAAAUGGAAUGGUUAUGCUUAGUUUGACAUGAAAAAAAUUAUGUAUAUAAAUAAAUAAAAAAUGAAGAAAAUAAAAAAAAUUUUACCCUCAAAGAUCUGCCUUAUCCUUUAAAUCAAACCAGGAACAAUAUUCUUAAUUAAUAACAACAGCAGACAUUCAUAUUGAAAUGAUUCUUUUACAAACAUCACAAAGGAAUUAUGAGUCCCUAAUAAAUCGGCAACAACUCUUUUAAUUAACUCCUUAUCAACAAAUAUGAGUUAGUGAGGGGUUAGGAGGAGAAUAAUGUGAGGAAUUUGUAAUGUUUCACUCUGCAGGUAAUGACCAUAUUGACUCAUCUCAACAAGCGUUUGAAGAGCCGACCACAAAUCCAGCUCCCUGUAGAUUCACUGCUGUCGCAAUAUCAAGUGAGUUACAUACACAUUUACUUUCAUUUUGUUUCCAAAGGCUAUCAUGCAUGAGCUAAUCCAAUGGCAGAAAUUUCUUAAAAAGUGUUAUUACCGGGUGCUGAAACCAAUGUAACCUACAUCACACAGCUUCUACAUGUUGGUACUUACAUUAACAUGUUGAGGAAUACAAGAACACCUCCUUGAUUAGAAAACAGUUCUGUGAAAAGCAUGGCUUGGCUCCAAAGAAUCUUUCCAAGAAUUCUAUGGUCUUAAAGAAAUCCAAGAACAACUUUGACUGUCUUAUCAAUGAAAUGUUCUUGGUUAACAAUCUAAGUCUUAAUGUACAAUCUGACUCACUUAUUGCCAAAGUCUUUGUGUGAGCAAAAUUUUGUCUUUUUUAAAUGUUUUGUUUUUGCUUUAAUUCUUCAUAGUUUUCUUUAUGAAACUUAAUCAGUUCUUUUGUGAAACUCUGUUGGGUACAUGAUUGGUUUUUUAGUUCAACAGUUAAUACACAGUACAUUAAUGAUCAUUAACACUUCUGGUUUUAUGGUAGUUACUUGUGCUGAAAAGUUUUACUUCAAUUUAAUUGUCCUUAUUGAUUUCAGGAUAAAACAGUACCAGCCUUUGUUAUUGUAAGUAAUACUUUAUAUUUGUAACUUCCAGAUGUGUUUAACAGGGCUUGAAAUUAGCACUCACAAACUCGUGAAAUGUGAGUGGUUUUUCGAAGUUGCGAGUCUAAAAAAUAUCCUCUAGCAAACUAGGUUCCUUCUUUUGCUAGUAAAAAAAAAUCUUACUAGCAAAACUUUGCUAGUAGACAAAAAAGUUAAGUUCGAGCCCUGUUUAAGCUCUUAUGAAGUUUUUUUUGUGUAUGAUAAUUUGAAUCAUCCAAAAGCAUAAUUUCAGUAAAUGUAUGUUAUUCACCAGGCGGGAGGUUUUUGGGAAAAACUGUGCCCUCUGUCUUGUAUCCAAGACCUCAGACCUCAUACGGACCAACCUUGGUUGAUGAAUAACAUUUUUAUUUUUUUCUAAAACCUAACAAAUGGUUGCGAAAAGAACCUGAAUGAUAAAGGGCUGUUAUUACGGCAAGAUUCUCCAUAAAUGGAACAAUUUAUAAGUGAGUAGAUGGUAGAGAAAACAAGGGCAAUGCAAAUGAAUAUAAAAAAAAGGUGAUUUAAAAAGGCUCCCAAAAAAACUUCGAAAUAUUUUUCCGGAUACUGCCCGCUGUGAGCAGGCCAGAUGGGAAGAAUACUUCCCACUCUCGGAACCAAUCAGAUUGCAGGAUUUGUAGAAUACCACCUGCUCAUGAACUGAGAAAAAAAUAAGAUGGAAUAAGUAAAAAAAAAAAAAUUAAAUUGAAUUGCUACCUGUGCAAAACCUUAGAUUUUCUUUCUUUUCCUAUCUUUUUUGUUUUAAGAAUUUCGACAUGAUAUAUCUAAGAAUGGGUUUUCCACGACUCACUCUUGCAAAACAAGCAGAAUUGGCUCCACAGCUGAUGAAGUGUAUUCAAGAUAAACCGCAACCUCAGCAAGAUUGGUGAGUGAUUAACAUAUUUUGGUUUAAAAUGUCAAACAGUUACAGUUCUCUCUUACUACAUGUAGUGAUGAAGCAAUGGUUCAGUCUUAUAACCCUUUUCUCCCUAACACCAGACUGAGUUUGAUCCAUAUUCUCCAUUCUCUUCUCUAUAAAUUUCCUUGGUACUAGCAAGAAUAAUUUGUUUAACAGUCAAAGCCUCUUACUUUAGUGAUCAUUUCCUUUAUUCUCAUUAUCUUAAUUAAUGAUGCUGUAGCAUUACUGUUAGGGGAAAUUAGAUGCUGGUCACUCUUUGGGUUGGAAAUGUUAAAUUAUCUAUUCAUAGUCGCUUUGACUACUUUUUAAUACUGUAUAGAUGUUGGUAGCUUGCCAUUUAUAGACAGCUAAAAGUGAGAGCCAGAGACAAAUGGAAAGCAAGUCUAGCUUGGCAUAUAUUUUUUAAAUUUAGCCUCCUGCAGCUGGUUUUACCAGUCUUAGGUCAUUUAAAAGUUCCAGAUUCCAUAGAGGGAAGACAAAAGAUGUUUCAAUUUACAGAGAAGUCAGUGGUGUCUCAGAUCUUAAAGGAUUUUCUUCUUGAUGUUCUGUUGAUGCCAUACAGGUGUGAGAGUUUUUGUCCCUUUCUAUUUAGAUGGAAGUCUUGUGUUGUUAAGUUCUUAUAAUUGUAGAGGCUGUUUUCAAAUUUUCUCUUAUUUUAGCCAGCUAUGACCAUUAUUUGUGAUAUCAUUAUUUGUGAUGUAACAGCUGAUCAUAAAGAACAAUGUACAUGUGGCUUGUGUAGCACUUAACAGAAGUGAUCUUAAAGUUUCAAUUGUUGGCCACCAUGCAUGUGCAAAUUAAAUCUGAUUCUGCAGUCUCUAUAUCCCUCCCCUGUCCCCCUCAUUUCCCCCCCCCCCUUGGUGAUCCAUGGGCAUUUGAUUGUCAUCCAUGCCCCAGGUGUGGGAAGUUUGAACAUUGCCUGGGUGGGGUGGGGAAUUUGAACCUAUGGAAUACUUUCUUGUGAUUUAAUUUUAAACAUGGAGGAUUUUCAAGAAAAGGAGUUCACUUUCAUAAGCAAAUUUUCACAUCAGAGAAUGAUGCUUACAAGCAAAGAACUCAACAGCAGGGCAAAAAACUUAAUUUGCUUAAAUUCUACAGAAUUCGUUGAUCCCACAAAGAAUUGUUUAAGGAAAAAAUUGUGCUUGAAUUAAUAGGGAAUUUGAACCCAAUUUUCACCAUGGGCAAGGAGGGGGGGAUUAUUUGAAUGAACCAAUCUUCAAAAGUUCAAAUGCUCAAGGGGUUACUUAGGGGGUGGAUGUUGAAGCUUCUUAUUGCUCAGUGCAUAAUGGUUUUGGCACACAUCAUCACUCUGGUUUGAAAACAGGCAAAGGGGCAGUCAUUUUAGGAGAGAUUGUUAUUUCAAAUUUCAGUCAACAAGAGGGGAGCCUUUUCUAAAUGGUUAUUCAAUCAAACAUAAUCAAUGAUUUAAGGAUUCUUUUGCUUCUUAAAUGCUGUUCUUAGAAUCAGUCUCAAGCAAUGUUUGUAACCUUGUUUGUAGCACAACAAAGCGCAAGCCACGUGUGGUCACCAUAGGGUCUGCAUCCUCUCAGUCUUCAGAAUCAAAUGCUGCUGCUGAAGAAUCAGACCAAUCUUCCAAUAUCACCCCUGCUACACCUUCCUCUGAGGCUCCACCUGGAUUGAGUUUAGCAGCUGUGAAACGAGUUACUGGUGAUAUCCCUUUAGAGCCAAACAAACUAGAACAGGUAUAUUAAUCCUCAGACAUGUGAGAAAUGAUUUCUUUCAUCCAUUGACAUAGGAAUACUCACUUUUAAGCCACUUUCCAUACUAGCCUUGCACAUCAAGGAUUUUGAUACAUUUUUAAUAACUAACUUUUGCAUUCCUUUUGACCCUUCACACCCUAUUAUUAUAGUAUGCAUAUUCUCCAUACUGUUCUCUAUGCAUUUGUUUAACAAUAAUGAGCUUCUUAAGUUUGUGAUCACUUCCUUUAUUCUCAUAACCUUUACAUUAUAUGUGUGAUUUGGGGCGGAUACAGGGCUCAAAAUUAGCACUCGCAAACUCGCGAAAUGCGAGUGGUUUUUCAAAGUUGCAAAAAAAAAUCCUCUCGCAAACAUUUGCGAGUACCGGUAUUUUUCCAGUAGAAUUUCGAUUAAAAAAUUAACGCUGAAAAUGGCUGCAUUGAAAAGUUGCUAGUUAGGUUCCUUCUUUUGCUAGUAAAAAAAAUCUUACUAGCAAAACUUUGCUAGUAGACAAAAAAGUUAAGUUCGAGCCCUGUGAUAUAUAUAAAGUAAGGAGAAAUAAGAUGCUCAUCACUCUUAGGGGUCAAAGGGUGAAACAUGGGUUGGCUCUUAAGAACUUAAUCAUUCUUUCAACAUUUUUGCCAAACAAUUCUGAUUACAAUGAAUAAAUUGGGAAGCGUAUCAGUGUGUAUUUGCUUCUUUAUUUGCUUGAUGAUGCAUGUGUUUCAAUGCCCUCCUUGUAUAAGUGACAUUUUCCUUUUCCUUCUGAUUCAUCAACGACUCAAAUCAAGCAAAUCUUUGGCUACUGCUCCUUAGUUGAAAACUUUGUGAGGCAAUGCAGCAUGUAUGAGGGUAACAUGAUAGCUCUUUUAAUUGUGUAAAUUUUCUGUUGUCGAUUGGUCACUUUUUCAAAUCCAAAAGUUCUUUGCUUUACACCACAAUGUAACACAAGGAAAGUUGUAGCACUCAGAGUAACAAAGGCAUAUAAGUUGUGCAUUUUUUUCAUCCAUGUGCAGAAAAAAAUUGUAUACGCAUGUCUGACUAUCCUGCAUCUGAGCAAAUGAAAUUCAUCUGCACAGUUAACAUAUAUCUGAGUGGUACUGUAGUUAAGUCAGAGUUUCCUUUAGCUCACAUGUGAAACUCCCAAUGAAGGGACAUCCUAGUACAUACAGAAAGCUGGUUCACUGACACCUUGGUUUCACUCUUUUUUUAAUUUUUUUUUAGAUUAAACUUGGAAUUCUGAAAUUCUUAGCACAGGAUUUGUUUGAACCCAGUGAAAUCAUUUGUCAUUUUCUGGUUGCUACGGGAGACACAAGACACAGGUAUGGUAUGCAUGUCAAUCUGUUUCAUUGGCAGUAAGCUCCUCUCUAACCUUUGUACAUGGAUUUUUUCUGUGAUAUAGUUAUUGAAAACUACCCAGUUCUUCGAAAAAACAGUGAAAGCUAGUUUUCUUUGAUUGAUGUCAGAUUUCAAUGAUAUUUUUCUGUAAAUUUGAUUUUAGUGUUCUGGAUGUUGGGGAUCAUGAACUAAAGAGAAUAUCAAGGUGAGCACUUCUCUUCCUAAAUCUUAAACUAUAAGUAAUUCUGUUAAUUUUUUCUCUAGCAUCUGAGCAGUCUGGUAGUCCUAACUCCUCAAAUCUGAUUGGCUAAUUCUGUGGGCUUCAGCGGUCUUGAUUUUUCCAUCCGAACCCCAGAUACAGACUGCACUAAUCUUGGCAAUUGGCACUUUUCAAUUGUUUCAUCAAAUACGUGUAAUGAUGUAAAUAUUGUAACAUGUGACUCACAGUUAUGGAUUUAGAGUACAAAGACUAUCAAUGCACAAGGGCAUUUUAUUAUCCUGAAGAGGAAAACAUACCUCAAGUUUCAAAGUUCGCUUGAAAGCCUUUCAAAUCACAUUAUUUUAUCAUUUUUAACUCAAAUGAAAUAAUGUUUCAGUGAAGUCUCUUACUUUUAAUUUGCAUAACCCUCAGUUGGUUUUCUAUACUACCUACUUGCUAAAAAACUUGUUCUGUUUUUAUAGGGUCUUGCCAUAAUUACAGCUCUUAAUUACUUUGGUUCUCUUUUCACUAGGAAAAAAAUGUUAUUCACCUGCCUAAAUUUUGGUCAAUAAUGGGAAAACUGUGUCCUUUGUUUUGAGUGGCACCCUUGGCGUAUGACCUCAGGCAGUAUCCAAGACCUUAGCACAGUUUUUCCCAAUAUGAACCUUGAGGCUGGUGAAUAAUGUAUUAUAACUGUCUUUGCUAUUUGGGAACUAUUUUGCAGCUCAACAGACUUUGAGAAUCCAAUGGUUGUAAAUAAGAUGCUUGGUAUCUUUCAAGGAACUACACCUGUUGCUGGAACUACAAACCAGGUACUCCUUUGGGUAGAGCUGUAUAAAAAUAAACUCUGAUUUCUAAGAAAAGUUAAUUAAACUGGCCCACAUAGCAAUCCACAAGCACAGUAUAUUUUAACAUCAGUUUUAGUUGGCUUGAUGCUGUUUAAUUCCUUAAGCGCCAGUGCAAGUCAUUUUCAUGACAAUCCUCUUCUUGUUGAGAUUUGAAAUGUUUUUCUCCAAGUUUGAAAGGUGUUGUGGCCACUUACUUUAAAGGGGAGUAGUUCCCAGAAACCACCUUAUUUGUCUCUUUGAUUUGAAAGUAAACACCAAUUUACCACUUCCACUUUUCUCAGCUUCCAACCAAAACGUAACCUUGUGAAAUUGUCUUCUAAUGUCCUAGAAAUUUGGCUGCAAACACAGUCACUUUCAACUUGAUUACAGUUCUGCAUUAGUAACUGAUUUCUGAACAUGGUGGCACAGAAUAUUUUUCCAGAUUGUAACUCAAAAUGUUGGGGAACAGAAUAUACUUGUCGUCAAGAGUUGCCUCUUCAACUUCUCUCUUUUUUUCAUUAAUUUUAAUUUACAAGGUUUACAUGUAUAACGGUUAUUAUAUUGAGCUGAAGUUUGUGACCAUGUUGGUAAGAUUCUCAAUGGUGGUUCAUCUCUCAGUGAACUGCAAGUUUGCUGAGAUUCAAUCUGCCUAAAGGUUUUUUUUUUCCAAUGUACAUGUAACUGGAAAGCAUGUCAUAAACUCAUGAUAUGAAAACAUCUGACUUGGGGGAGUGGUGACAAAAAUCACAAGCCUAGUCUUCUGGGGUCUCAAUAGUUAGCCUCAGCAAUAUUGAACCCCAACAGUUUGCAUCCACUGUCAGAUUUAUUUUGAAGACAUUUUCCAAAAGAUCUGAUUGCUGUUUUGGAUCUUGAAUAACUUCUGUGCCUUUUCAUUUUACAUUGUUCUAAUCAACUGCUGGUAAUGCAUGAUUUCUGGAGCACUUUUGUCCUUAAAUGAACUUUGCUUGUGAUGUGGAGGUCGUUGAGAUCAAGGUGAGAUUACUUGAAGUAUCCCUUUCCUUAACUAUCUGUUUGCCUUUUUGCUCUACAGGCAGCACAAAUCCCGCCAGAUCAGAAGAGAUCACCAGCAGGUAUUAGACUGAAGCAAAGGAUUUAUCCUUACCUUCUGAGGUCCAGAAGGGCUGCUGAUCAAUUUCCAGCCUGUCUACAGGUACAUAUCUUGAAUUAUUUUACAUAGGUCAUGGCAUUUGGUUACCACUCCUUCUGUACUCAGUUGAUUCAUGCCCAGCUAGGACCAUUCAUGCCCAGUCAAUUUUAUUAGUUGUUUGGUACUUAUACAAAUAAGGUUUUUUUUGUCCCCAUACAAAAACCAUUAGGUUUGAUAUGGACAAAAACUGGGUAUGAAUUGUCUGAGUUUGAGUACAAAUGGCUGGGUACAAAAUGGCAGUGGGUACAAAAUGAUUAGAUACUUAGCAUUCUCAUGAAAAUUUCACAUGACAAAGUGGCCUUAAGUGACAAUUGAUACAUGUUAUCAGGCAUGUCAAAUAACUUAGAGAUCUGAACAGGUGUUGGUAGAUUGUUCCAUGUCAUGUGACGAUAUCUUAGAUCUGUUCUGAGUAUUGAGUUCAAUGAUACAAGAAGAUCUUUGGAUGAUAAGCUGAACGCCAAAUAUUUGUUUCAAUUCUUUUGUAAACUUCUCUGAAAUUCUGUGUCUUAAUCAAUUCAUCAACUAAUUCACCAUUUCCUUGGUCAUUAUGAUAGAUUAUAUUUGACAGUCUCUUUGGCAAGGAGCUCAACAGCAAGCUGAGGGUGUAUGCUGUUCAAUUUGUCCACCACAUCUGUUUGUGGAGUUCUGAGAAAGUUAUGAACAUGAUGGGACCUGUUCUUCUUGGUGGAAUGACAAAAUUGAUCAAUGAAGAUAAACAGGUUUGUAUAGGAAUCAAGCAAGCUUGUAAAUUCAGUCAGAUUUCUCCUUGAUCUAUGUGGAUUUCAUUUACAUUUUAAGGUGAAAAAAAAAAACAAAAACAAAAACAAAAACAGAUAUAAAAACAGAAAUUGUGUUUGAAAAGGAUUGAGAAUGAAGCAUGGGCAUGAGCAGAAUUAAUGCAUAGUUGUCAUGUGAAGGAUAAUAGUUUUAAAACAGCAGGAAUAAUAAUAGUCACUCAUUUUGCAGGAUCCAAAUCUGAAACGAUUGGCAUAUACUGCUAUUGGAAAGCUAGCAAAGUAAGUGUGAUAUUAUUUACAGUAGUUUGUACUUAUCUUAAUUAUUUUGAUCAAAAUUGGAAUUAUCUACUGAUCAAUUUGAAGUGGGGGUGGGGGAAAUUUGAGCCAUGCCUGGCUGGGGUAGAGAAUUUGAACCCAGAAUGUCAAGUCUUUCUAGCAAAAUACAGGUGUUAUGUUUUUAAAUAUGGAGAUGCUUUAGGUAAACAGUUUAAUUUUGUGAGGAAAUGGCUUGGAAGAAGAAGGUCCAUAAGCUUGGUCAAUGUGUACAAAAUUUGCCUUUUACAAAAAAGUUGGAUGGGGCAUUUGAACACAAUUUUUUCCAUACGAGGAUGGGAAUUUGAACAUACCAAUCUCAAGGUUAAAUGCCAGGGGGCAAGGGGAGUGGGUAUGUUGAUUGAUGCAUUACUUUGAGACAUUUUGUACAAUAGAAGUGGUGCUUGAAGGGUAAACAUGUAUUCUGUUGCUCAUAGCUACAUGAAACUUUGUUAUCAUAAUCUCAGGCGCCUUCCUCAACUGUUUUGCAAAGAUGUGGCACUUAUUCAAAGGCUGUUCCAAGCCCUUUGUCAGGUUGGUUUGCUGUAACCUAGUAACAUUAUGCAGGUGAAAUCUUCUGUGAAUUUAUGGGAUUACCAAGAUCACUGACUCUUCAUGUUACAUCCUCUAGGAAAAAAAACUUAUAACAACUAUUAUCAAUAACUACUAAUUCUACAAUUAACUAUGGAUUAUAUCUGUUAUCUAUAUAAGGAACUUAAGCUUACCACCCUUGAUGGUUGUUAUUGGAUUUCCUUGUCAUUAACCCUUUAACCCUGAGAGUGACUGGCAUCUAAUUUCUCCUUACAAUAUCACCCCUGAAUCAAACAUUAAGUCAUGAGAAUGCGGGAAAUGAUCAACAACUAAGAACUCUUGACUGUGAAACAAAUUCUCCUUUUCAGAACCUUAAGAAAUGUAUAGAGAACAGUAUGGAGAAUAUGCAUCCUGAUGUUAGGCUGUUAAGGGUUAAUCUUUUUGUUUUUGUUUUCUCUAUCAGUUGUUGUAAAUUGUUGAAGAAAUGUAAAAUGGUUUCUGUGUUUACAUAGCCUGAUGUAAACACUUGGGAGGUUGGGAGAACAUGAGAUAAGCUGGAAACCACUCCGCUUCGCGUCGUGGUUUCCUACACUUAUCUCGUGUUCUCCCAACCUCCCGCGUGUUUACAUCAGGCUAUGUAAACACGGAAACCAUUUUACAUUUCUUUUGUAAAAUAACUAGUGAAAGAGGAACGAAAACCGUGUUUACAUACGCUCAUGUAAAAUGGUUUUAUGGCCAAUCAGAGCGCGCAUACUAUUUGAAUUAUUUUAUAAAGUAAUAUUGUGUAUAAUUGCAAAUAAAACAAAUUUAAAUGUGAAAUAAAGAAGUGUGUGGAUUUGGUGGAAGAUGUGCCACAUUGUUGUGAAUGCUUAGUUCUGCAUCCCUGAAGGAGACAGUUUGGGUAAAAAAAACUGGUUUAUUUAGCAUUUGAAAAAACUUGCCCAGCCACCUCUCUUUGAAAAGGGGCAUGAAUGAGUUGAAUAAACUAUCAAAGAACCUUAGAUAUUGCAUGCUUGGGGAGGGGAACUUGCUUUAGACUACAACCUCAUCUAGAAAAACUUCCUAAUGUUUUUUUGGUUGUAAGGUGAACCUUUUUGUUUUAUCUUCCUGUUAGGAUUAUUGUGAUAUCUUUUGGUUCAUUUAUUAUGACAUACAUGUCAUCGAUGUUAUGUGGAAGUUUAACAUUGUUCAUGGGUCACCUAACCUUUACACCCUAACAUCAGUAUGCAUAUUCUCCAUACUGUUCUCUUUACAUUUCCUGUAGCACUGACAAGGAGAAUUUAACAGUUAAUUGCUCCUUUUGUUGGUGAACAUUUCUUUUAUUAUCAUGAUGCAGCAGUAAGGAGAAAUUAGCUGCUGGUCACCCUUGAAUGUGAAAGGAUUAGGCCACACUAAACAUCUAAAAUAAUAUACAUACGUAUUGUUGUAUUUUAGGAAGAAUCUGACAGUCGUCUAGCAGUCCAGGAAGCAUUAUCUAUGAUGGCACCAUCAUAUAAGAAAGCAGAUGCCACUAUCCUGGCUUUGAUAGAAAGUCUUAUACUCAGCUAUGUAGAGCAGGUAAUUUUUACAAAUUUCACAUGUACAUGAACAUUUACAUAUUCCGGGGAGUAUCUACAUGGCGUUGUACUUUGCUCAAUGCGAAUUCUUUCAAUUCUUUACACAGUCAUUGGUAUCAAAGGCGUAAGGGUUGCAAUUUUAUGUGAACGAUAACAUAGUGCUUGUCCAUUAAUUUUGCUUAGGUUUAAAAUGUUAGGAGAUAAAAUUACAGAUUAUUCUAGGGCUGCUUUGUGGUCUGGGGUUUGAUUUGGAUUAUACGAAAAUAAAGGAGGCGAGAUAAACAAUGUUCCUCCACUUUAUUUCAUUACAAAACAGCAAAAAUUAAAAGAAAAGUCCAAUUAACAACAGAUAUAGGGACCUGGGCUCAGAAGUCCUAGCUGUCGCAUAACAAGCAUGCCAGUUAUGAUGCAUGGCAUUCAUAGCUGUUGAGGAGGCUGCAGUUGUAACAGAAGCUUAGAAUUGCAUGGGAAACUAGCAUGAAAAGAGGUCUUGGUGCUACAUUGAAACUGAGAUUCCGUUGUCAAUUCUGGCAGUUCAAUGACUUCUCCUUUGGGGACAAAACAUCGAAAUUGAGGUCAUGAGGAUUGAUCAGCAGUUGGUGACAUUCCUUUCUGACCUUUUUGAAUUUGUGUCGAGGGAGGGAAAGAGUUCAAUUCAUUGAUCAGAAAACCCAAGAAACUCGAUACUGGUCCAUGGGGUUAGAAUUGAUUUCUAGCAUGGGUGUAUAAGCCGCAUCAACGUCGGGUCUGGGAGAUCUGCCGCAGAUUCUUUUUCUCUCAAACGAUUUUGAGAGUUUCCGGGAAUUGUCGAGAAAAGUAGCCAACUGCUCAUUCGCCUGUCGACGAGAGGAGGAUGAUGGGAAAUCCUCAUCCUAUUCUUCAUCAAUCUUUAAACUUUCGCUCAAAGGAGGUUGUUUAGGUUAAGGUGGAUUAAGCUCCCCACCUGUGUUGGACAUUGUAUGAACCAUUUUCCUAGCUGUUAUAUAGGCCCUAGGCUCCCCAGUAUCUGCUGUCUAACCCUCAGGUUGUUCAGUAGGAGCCUUGAGCGCUCCAGUUUGCUGAGUAUUGUGCUCAACAUCAACUUAAACACUUUUAUCCUAAUUUUCGCUGUUUUGGAUUGAAAUAAAGUGGUGUUACAUAGAGACAACUGUUCUGAAGUAUAUAAUAAGAGUUAUCAUUGAAUAUAACAUCCCUAAAGAAGGGGAAAUCAUGUCUCUCUCUCGUGAUUUUAUUGUUAGUGGUAAUUAUUUGGAGAUGAUAUUUAGGUACCCAUAUACUACAGUAUACGUUGAUGAACAUAAACAUCCAUAACAUUAGUCUACAUGACUCGUGUUGUGACUUGAAAGAACUAAUCACUAGCCCACCAACUAGCUUCUUUAAAAUCACAGAAGAAGUGGAAAGAAUUUGUCUCAAUGUCAUUUUUAUGUCACUCAUAAUUCUACAUUUUAUAUAUUUUUAUAAGCACUCUCAUUACAAUUUGUUCAAUUUGCAAUGCUUUCAUUGACAAAUUUUGAAACUUUACAUUUAACUUUCAAAAAUAAAGAAAUUUUUUUUAGGGCAUGCUGCGAUUUACGAAAAGAGAACUUAUUUGUUGGCAUUAUUUAGGGCUGUAGUAUCCAUCGAAGUCUUUAGAUACAACUUCCAGUGGAUAAUUCAGUGUUUAUCGCUUUAAAUGACAUCCCAGGUUUGGGAAAUUUAUUUUUCCAAAUCUGUGAUGUUAUUGAAAGAGAUAACCGUUAGGCAAGGAUAUUUAAGGAAAGUUUGCAGUGGUCAGAUACUACGAUAAGUAAUGUUAGACUACACGACUUAUAUUUGUUUGUUUGUUGUUGUUGAUGUUUUUUUUUUUUUUUGUUUGUUCGUUUGUUUGUUUGUUCGUUUUUUCUUAUCAAAACGAAGAAAAAAAGAUAGAGCAUUUAGUGGAUAAUUCAGUGUUUAUCACUAGAAAUGAAAUCUUAGACAAGGAAAAUUUGUUUUUCCAUUUUCUGUUGUGUUUAAAGGGAAAUUCAUUUGGCAAGGCCAUGUAGGGAAAGGUUUCAGUGGUCAUAUAUCACGAUAAAUAAUGCUAGACUACUCGACUUGUUUUGUUUGUUUGUUUGUUUUUGUUUGUUCUUGUUUGUUCUUUUUGUUACUAUCAAAACGAACAAAACUGUUAAAUCGGCCGAAGACAACCUUUUAGUGAACUUCUUUUGAGCAUAUAUGAUCAAUGAGGUACUUCAUGUAUAACGGGAAGAUGUUUUUUUGACCUUCUUCUCGCGGGCGUGAGACAGAGAAAAAGUUUUCAGUUUCCAUGAGGAACUAAACCUCAGACUUGCAGAUUCCGCGUUGUGAUGCUCUACCACUGAGCCUUAGAUACUCUGAGUCAGGCUACUGCGAGGUUCAUAUCUAACACAACCUGCAUACACUAGGAUCAUACACACAGGAUAGGAUCACCAAUGUCGAAAGCGUUCUAUGCAUAAACAGCAUAAGAAAAAAUGGUAAAUUUUGAGCUCGGUGAUGAGAUAGAGAAAGAUUUUUUUCGUCUUGUCACCAGUUUGGGACCAAGAAAAACGGCUUGUUUUCUUUGACAUUACAUGUAUUUUUAAUCUGAAAGGUACGUUAACAGUAUUUGUAACAGUAUUUGUUUAUAUCCAAUUCUUUUGCUAAGGAGACACACCAGGCAAGACUUGUCGCUGUACAGUUUGCCAAUGCCGUGUUCCCCAGGACACAUGUCUCAUCCCGUUAUGUGUGUAUGUUGGCUGUGGCUGAUGUGUAAGUCGCUUUCUCGAGCUAAGUUUUUAUUCCCACAUUUUCUCCUUAACAGAAGUGGUGGCUUGGUAGUUAGCGUGGUGGAUUCCAGAUCGAUAGCUUUGUUUUUGAACUCUGAACUUGAUUAAAACACUUCAUUUAAAGAGUGUUUCCUUCUGUUUGUUAAAUAUGAACACAGCUGUCAAACGUCGGGUAUGGGCAAGUGAGUAAAUCUUCCCCGGCCGCACGCCAAAACACAGCGGUCAAACGUAGGGCAUGUGCAAGGGGAUCAUUUUUGGCCGGCCGGGCAUCAAUUUUCCGCGCAAAAUUUUCAAAGAUAACAUUAGAAUCAACCGUCGUCACGCAAAGUAUGCGAAGAAAAUAAAACGUUCAUAGAAAUCUGGGAAAGGAAGCGUAAGUAGGGAGAGGAAAAACUCAAGACUUUUCCCGCACUUAAUUACGGUUAUCCUGUUUCUUUACCAUUUUUUUUUUUUUGGAGCUUUAUCAAAAAAGUUGUAUUGUUUUACACAGCACCGUGACUUACUAGCUUGUGCACAUAGUUCUAAGAUGACAACUUGGUUUGCAAACAAACUUCGCUACCUCGCCAACACAACGUAUGCACAUGCGCAAACGUUUGACCGCUGUCUUCACACCAAUAUCCCGCAAAAGAUUUCUAGGAUAACAUAUGAAGCGACCGCUGUCAUGCAACUGAAAUACGCCAACGUUAAAUUGAAUUAUUCGUAAAAGUCUUGAAAAGGAAUAAAAGUAGGAAUAGGAAGACUUUUUUUUUUUAGAGUUUAUCUGAUUACGGGUUUUCCUGUUGUUUUACUAUAUUGUUUUGCUUUUUGUCAAAAGCGUCGUACACUCUAAAACAUAAUGGCUUCGUAGCUUGCCGGUAUGGUUGUUUAUUUCUCUUGUGAGAAAACUUCGCUCAUGGGCAGAAGUUUGAUGGUUGUGUUGACAAAUGCCUUUAUCGUAGUAAAGAUGAUGUUAAGGAAGAAGCACGGAGAGGAUUAAGAGGAGCACGAGUGGCUGAUAAGACAUUGAAAGAAGUCAGCGGUGGAACCGAAGGUGAACUUCCUUCCUUCGCAGAGAUGGUGUCAUUCGUGGCUCAAAAGGUACAUACAGUAGAUGCUUCUGACAGUUAAAUUCAAAUCUUUUGAUGUAACGUGGCAGGAAAAGGCUUUUGCUCAGGAGGUUCUUCUGUUUAUGUAAGAAAAUUUUGUCUUAAUUUGCAUCGCCUCGUAUUGGUUUACGCAUGCAUCGAUAUCUAACUCUGACGGCCACUUAAGUGCUCAUUUUGUAAUGCCAGCAUAUACUUAUCCAAUUGCAGAGUCUCGAAAGAUUGAGAAGCAAGAAUUGCUACACAGCAGGAACAACUGCGUUGCCGUUUGCUCCACCAGUUUUUUCACAGGUACUCUUAAUCUAACGUGCAUUAGAGAAAAACAAUUGAGACAUCAGACUUAAAAAUGAUGAUGUUUUUGAUACUUAGACGACAACCAGAAGGUCAGGGUUCUUUCCUCGGGAGCAAGGCACAAAUAUUUCGCUUUUAGCCUUUGGUUUAAAAUGUUGAAAUAAACACACUCCAGCUGAUUCGAUGUUUUCAGUGAAAAAAAUUAAAACCGUUUCAUUUGUCUUCCGCUCGCCAUUCGUGUCCAUGAGCAUAUCUUAACUCCAAAGAGACAAGGGGUGUGGCCAUGGUCCAAGUGUCAGGAAGACACUUGCGUAGAUUCCUUUACUACAGUACAGUCCUGCAAGCGACCCUGGAGACACCAUAUGUAAUGCUCCAGAUACGUUCCUGAUUCCGAAGCAUAUAGUCUCAUGAAACAUUCCCACUCCCCUUGAACGUGAUUUUAGUUCAUGGCAGGUUACACCAACAUUUCGUCGCAGACAAACUACUAGUUUCCCUUCCAGUUUGCCAUUACCCAUGCACGACUAGUAGGACAGAAAUAUUGUAAAAUAAAUGGUUUGCCCAGUAACACUGCACAGUGUUCCUGGCUAUUUACAGUCAGUAGUGUAGUAGUUUUAACCCUUUAACUCGCAAGAUCUGAUUGUCAAUUCUCCCCACUUGCUGUUACAUAUUUCUUUCUAAAUUAGUUAUGAUAAUGUGGUGUUAGAUCAAGAUAAUAACUUUUACCUGAUAAGUAGAAGAUUAUCCUGUUUGUUGGAUAAUGUUGGGAUAUUAUGGGUAGAAGUAACUUCCUAAUCACUUUUAGAGUUAACAGAAGGUAACUGAUGAAAUAUGCCGUUAGUGUAGAGUUUUACGUUGUGGCAUUUUGCUUCAGGUGUUACUAUAUUUGCAAAAAUGUAUGGAAUAUGCUGCUGGUGUAACAGAAGAGGACCGGAUCAAAAACUGCAUUCUUCCAUCUGUUGCACAAUAUGUGGAGAAACUCUUAGCAGAUGUUAUAGUUGAAGGUAUACACUUCGUUCUGUGAUUAGUCUAGAAAACUAACCUCAACCUGUCAACUAAUCAGAUGCGUAACUAAAAACAAUUCGCCACAUGGUCAUUCACCUUGUUCCGUGCCUCAGGUAGUUUAACGCGGGAUUCUCCAUAAUUCCAUGUGUUAUUUUUGUUAUUUCUACACGACUACUGUGGUUAGUUUGGUUCCGAUUUCGUGAAACUCAAUGGAAAUGCAUUGUUAGACUUCUCCACUUCUGUACUGUACAGGGCGUGAAGUGUUGUUAAUUAUGCAAUUUCUUGACUCUGAUUAUAGACUUCCAGUCAAGUGCCGUGGGAAAGUACAUUGAACUUGUAAAACAAGCCCUCCAGUCCAUAGGAGGUAUGUUUAAUCAUCUUCUCUUAACCCUUUAGCCCCUAAGAGUGACCAGCGUCUAAUUUCUCCUUACAAUAUCACCCCUGAAUCACACAUUAAGGUAAAGGGUUAAAACCUCUUAACCCAUCAGAGUGACUACCAUCUAAUUUUUUUUCAUUUUUUCGCUACUGAUUCAAACGUUAAGGUUAUAAGAAUACAGGAAAUGACCACCCAAUCGAGAAGCUCUUAAUUGUUAAACAAAUUCUCCUGGUCAAUACCUUGGGAAAUGUAUAAAGAGGAUUAUGGAGAAUGUGGUGGUGUUGCCAUAAAAAAGAAAGAAUUAAAGUACAACACUCACCCCGCUGUAGGAUUCUGAAGAGUUAUCUAACCUUCUGAACCUAUCUUCAUCCAAAUCAAGUUGCCUAGUUCUGCGCGGUUUCAGCACACAUUGAUUAAUACUACUGUUAACCAAACUGUUGCAACCCUUUGACUCCUAAGAGUGACUAGCAUCUAAUUUCUCCUUACAACAUCAACCUUGAAUCACACACUAAGGUCUGAGUCACUCAAUAACGGAAAUGAUCCCCAACUAAAGAAGCUCUUGAUUGUUAAACAGAUUCUCCGUGUUAGCACCUUAAGAAAUGUCCAGAGAAUGUUUGAGUGUAAAGGGUUAAUCUUACCGUGAAUUUAUUUAUUGUAUUUUGGUAUCAUUUCUCUUACUUUUUGCUUUUUUCUUUUUUUUUUUAUUUAUUACUUUUAGGAUCUGAUCUUCACGCUGUGGCUCUGUGCUGUCUUCUCCAGGUUGUGUCUGUUGUACCGAAUCAAUUGGCAGGGAUGUUUCAUGGAAAACUCGACUGGAUAAAGGUAACCCUCCGUUAGACGAAGGGCUAACGCUCAAAAUGUCAGCUUGAAACUCUAUACGGUGGCCAUCUUAUAUGACCAACUCAGUUGAUAAAUCCAAAUUAUCUUGUUACACUCCUCCACCGACGCAGCACCACCGUUUCUUCAGCAAGUUACCCCCUUUAUGGAUAAAAGUAAGCUUGGUUUCAUCCAAAAUGGUCUGAAUUACGCUCAACACGCUCUCAAGGGAGUGUCAUUAUGUGUUAUCGUGUGCUCUAAUGGGGUCGUUUGUAGUAGUCUCUGGUUAUGCUCUGCUACUAUUACUUGUUAGGAAAUGCCUAGUUUUCUAGAUACUAUUGGCGAUUGAUAACAAUUCACAUUUCACUCACAACUUAACGUUGAUAAACAUGGGGCCUGUACGCAGUGUAAUUUUUUAAAAGAAACUCAAGAGUCACAGUAUUCGUUGUUAUCAGUACUAAAACCGGUACCUUUAUCUUUAAGCUUUUUGCUUUUGUUUUGUUUUGUAGAGUUUUACAUUUUCAAGUAGAGAGGAUGCUCGUCAAUAUGCCGGCCAGUUAUUGGCAGUUGUUACCUGUACAAUGGGGGAAGAAUCUUUCACGAAUGUGAUUAAGGAACUCUCUGCAGCGCUUGAUAGUGAGGUUGGUGAAACACAAGGUUAAUUCAGAGAACAACAUGUCGCUGAAAUGGUAAAACACUUAAAAAGAUUAUCUCCUGGACGUCUCCCAAACAUAGUUUGAUCGGAAGUUCAGUCAAUUAUUUGCAUUUUGUCCACAGGAUUUUAUAAGAUGUAGGGUAACAAGGGAGUGGAAAAUAUUUACAAUGUUUAUAAUUCAAUUAAAACUUAGACACUCGUGUUAAAUGAUCGCUGAUUUGGCCCACUUUUCCAUAAUCAUGAAACCUUGGGGAAAAAAUUAAGUUAAAAACAACUUUUUUUCAGCGUUUUCAUGAAGUUGAAUAUUUUUCCGUUAUCGCAAGCGUCAUCCAUUAAGUUCGGUGAUUUUUCGCCGCGCAGUCGCUCCUCGUCUUAAAAAUCCCACCUUUCUUUUUCCCUUUUUUGCUAAACUAAUCUUAACACUAUACGCGAUGCUUUUAGUUGUUUGAGAUGCAGCUUGGAUCAGUGGGCACAUUGGGCUUCGUCAUAGCCAGGCAUCUUUACCAGGAGGCAUUAAAAUCUGCAGGCAAACAAAACCUGGUGUUAGAAGAUAUGGAGGUGGACGACUCCGGCAAUGUUGCAUCUGUAGCCACGAAAGAGGAGCUUGUGACAAGCAGCGUGGAAAAACUAGGUUUGAUACAUUUUUAUUCCGUAUUUAUGCUACAGUGUUACGUGAGAGGUUUUUGACGACAAACGAAAAUGUCCAUGGAAGAAUAUCCUUUUAUUAAACUUUUUGCAAUCUCCUUAACAAUUUCUCUUGCGAACUGUGACUGUAUUAGAAAAAUUGGUGCUUGAAAAGUAUUUUCUAGUCAUGCUUUUCCUCGUUCAAAAACGGGAAUCUCAGAUAAGUAUGCGAGGAAUUCCAAGCAAAAGUUGCCUGCAGAAAGGCGGUUUAAUCUUCCCGUUUCGAGGACUAUACCUUAAGUGUCCUUCCUCUUCACAUCAAUACGGGUUUAUCAGUCUAGGAAUGGAAACUGUUUACCUCCGAUGAGUAAGGUUAUUCAUGAUAUGUUAGCUUUUCCAGAUAUCCCACAAAGAAAAAGUGAACUUCGUUUUGAGGAGCUACGUGGCGGUUUCUUCUCAAUUCAUAGCCGACCGUGCUCAUUUUUUGGGCAGCAAUGCCUUUUUUUUUUCGGGUUUUCUAUCUUAAGGAACUAAUGUUUUUAAGUCUCUUUUCAAGUGGUGGUUUCUAUCGCGUAUUAAGAACUUUUUUUUUCUUUUCUGUUACCUUUAUGUUGAAUUAGAAUAUUGUUAUGUUAUUUUGGCAGUGAAACUCUUGAACAGCAGAAAUGCAUUGAUAAGCUGUUCUGCUUGUCAUGCUAUUGGCGAGAUCGGUCGAAACGGACCGCUUCCUCUUCCCGCUGGACUCGAAAAGAUGGAGCAAGGUUAGGAGAUUUAUUAUCGUUAUUUUUCUUUUUCUUGAAGCUUUUAACGCUGCUGAUCCUAGCGGUGCACAGAACGCUUGUCACACAUGAGCCACUACAAUGGGUGGAGAAACUGGGCGUCCUGGCACGUUGUAAUACUAUUUAAUUUUUUCCUAUAUUUUCCAUUUGUCUCCUCCAUUGUAAUAUAUAAUAGUGACUCAUUUCCUGUUAGCAAAUUGCCUUUUUUUUACAUUGGUCGGGAGAAAGAGGGUUUUUCAAGUAAUUUACUAGAGAAGAAUAACAAGAUCUUGUUCAUUAUGUUGAAUGGCGCGUUGUCGACCAACGACCUAUGGGAAGCGUACCAACUUCAGUUGCCACUCAUUGUAGUCUUAGUCUUUGGUACAGAUAGAAAAGUAUCCUUUCUUACAAUCAAAUCACCCGGCGGGGGACUCGAUUCUUCUUUGUCUCAUUUGUAAAUUUUCUUACAACACCGACUUUCGAAUCACAACUCACAAGAAUUUGUGAUGUUCAUAUUCAACAGUCAUGCACAUCAUUCCUAUCAAUUCCCAUGAUAAGAUUCUGCUUUCGAUGUGACACGACACCAUGCUUGGGGUCAGACGUUUCACAUCUUUCUCAAGGCUUGAAUUAUUUCCGUCGUAGUUAAUAAGUUAGUACAGCUACCUUAAAAAUAUGUCUGAAUACUUCUUGAUAAUGUAAUUCUCUGAGAACUUUGCUUGUAUUUAAUAUUUAGAUGUAGCCACUGGACUAUCAGCCACUGAUGAUCAUGUUAGCAAGUUGUCAGUCGUUGAAAAACUGCUUGACACUUUAGAGAACUCAAAGGAGAAUAAGGUACUUUAGUCAAUAAUGUUUUGAUCCUUCUGGGAACGAUAUUCAUAACAUUGAUUGAUUGAUUGAAAUAGAAUAAAAAAGAUGGUGAGUUUUGAGCUCACUAAAAAAACAAAAUACGUUUUUUCGUCUUAUCACGAGCGUGGGACAAAGAAACAAUUCUGAGUUCCCACGAGGAAUCGAACCUCAGACUUUCUGUUUCCGCGCUCCGAUGUUCUACCACUGAGUCACAGCGAGUCUGUGGUGAGCAAGCCAUUCAUUGAUCAACUCAUCAAAUUAUCCCAUCGAUAUCUGGAGCUUUUUGUUGUUGUUCUGUUUGUUUGUUUUUGUUUUGUUUUUCUGCCAGAUUAUUUCAUCCUCUGGUCAGUUGCAGGGAAACAAUUUGAGUCGCGACUUGUAAAUUUGGUACAUGUGAAUAUUGAUAAACUAAUUGAUGGACUGUUGAUUGGCAGGUCAAGGAACAUGCCGCCCAUGCCCUUGGUUUUCUUAUGGUUGGAGAUGAGAAUUUCCCGCAUCAUGAGAAACUGAUUGAUGGCCUGUGUGAAGCUGCUAAGGUGCUGCUAUCUUCAUGUAUAAUUUUGAUCACCGAAACCCACAAUUCCCAGAACCGAGUUUAUCCCAAAUGAGAAAUUAGUUCCUUUUUGACAUUAGACCAAUAGAACCAAUUUCAAUUGAAUGUCGAAAGAAAUCCGGUAGAGCACUGGUUUCGCUUUACUUUGGUCAGUGAUUGUAAAACAGAAAACUUGCGCCACUUUUUCAACCAAUCAGUUGCAAACUACAACCAAACAGGAAUUGGUCGCCAGCAUUUUCUAGUGGUUUGAGCUGUUUACUUGUUCUUACUCUUAGUUCUCAUUGACGCUUUUGGGGUAUUUUCACCUCUUCUGAAUUACCGUUUUCAUUACUUUUGUUUUCGUUUAAUGACACUCAAUCGGAAGGCUCUCUCACAGUAAGACAGUACCAACCAGUCUUUGUUUCCUUACUUAACAGAUCCGGCAAGUAGAAGUUCAGUUCACUAUAGGGGAGGCCCUGUCAUGCGCAGGGGCAGGCAGAACGUCACAGGUUGCCCUUGACCCCUGGGUAGUGGAACAACUUGCAAGUACUGCUUGUGAUAAGACAGAUGAGAUCAUGCAGGAACUUACUGAGAAGAUUAUCAACAAAUAUGCAACCAGUCCCACCCCAUACGUCAGACAAGUAUGUUUCUUUUGAUCCACCUUCAGACUCGUCCAAGCCUCAGGUUUCUGUAGAUGAGUGACACUUAUUGAAAAGAAAAAAGGCAGAAGCCACGGACAGGUUUUACUUAGUCUGGAAUUUUUGAAUAGAUUUGAGAAUCCACAAGCUUGUUUUUCUGACUGAAGAAAGUCAUAAAUCCAUAGAAUUAAAGUCGCAAUUUUUGCACACAUGCAGUGCAUAUGAAUGAUUAUAGAAAUUCAUACCCCUGAAAUUUGAACGAUCCUUGAAGCUAUUAUCUACUUAAACUAUACAGCAAUUUUCAAUUUAGAGUUGAAAGUAAACCGAAACUGCAUUUAGUCCUCUUCCUUGCGCUUUGCGAUUGGCUUGUGUAGAAAUUUCGGUCCCUCCUUUCCACCCCCUCGGAUGCAAAUUACACUCCCAAAGACAAUGUUGCUCAGCAAGAUGGCAUAGAUACAUAGGCAGUUAACAAAAGUGGACUGGGGAGAGGGGUGAAAGAACAUCAUAGACAGUGUUAUGGGGAACUGUCCCAGUUAUUUACGUCUGGGAGUGUACAACCAAAAUCACAUUUAAAUCAUUUGCGGUGUCACUCGUUUGCAGCAGUUUGCUUGUUUUAAUUUGAGUUCUUAUUGUUUCCUCGUGUAUCAAGUUAUUCGUUGUGGGUUACAUGAUUACUUUGUGUUUGGCAUGACGACACUCGCUCUAAAAGCUCUUUCAUAACCGCAAUUUUCUCUUUCAGGCUUCUUGCAUUUGGCUGUUGUCACUUGUGAAGUAUUCCGGGAAUCACAAAGUUGUUCAGGUGUGGCUUUUUGUUCCACUGAUCAUGACUCAAUGUUUUUUAACUAUUAUUAUCUUUUUAUUUUUCCAUUUUUUGAGGAUCUAUAUUUGGCUAUUAAAGAGGUAAUGUUACGAAUUUUUAAUUCUUCUAGUUUUGGGUGUAUUCUGUGAAAGGCUGUAUAAUCUUUUUUUCUUCUUACAGGCAAAACUUAAAGAAAUCCAAAUGGUGUUCAUGAAUAUGUUGGCAGAAACAGACGGUAUGACUACGCGUUGAACGCUUUGAUGUGUUACUUAUCUGAUAUCUUAAUCCUUAACACCCAAGCAUCAGUCUGCUUAUUCUCCAUGCUGUUCUCUGUGCAUUUCUCAAGGUGCUGACACGGAGAAUUUGUUAAAUUUCUAAUAACCCUAAUGUUUCAUUCAGAUGUGAGUCUGUAGAGAGAAAUUAGAUGUCAGUCACUCCGAAGGGUUAAGGGAUGGACCAAUUAGUCAGUUUCCUAUUUUUUUCAUCACCAUGACGUCAAAUAAAACGAUUAAAAAGACCUCCAACACAAGUCUUGAUAACCUACCGGCAAAUAUUAAUUUAUGCAUCACCCAGAACAACACAUAGAUUAGAAAUACGUUGCAAGUUUUCAAGAGGAAACCAAAGAGCUUUUAUCGAAAAAGAUAGAAAUUAAGAAAAUAUUGAAACAGGUGAUUCGUCUUUCCUUGUCACGAUGCAAAUGGAUGUCUCAAAAGCAAAAACAAAUGCGGAAUACCUCAUUUUCAGAAAGACUUAGAUGAAGUAACCUUUACCUUAACUGCGCCUGCAAAAGCCGUUUUUCUAUUAGCUUGUGGCCUGUGUUUAUAGCUUAUUAUUCCUGUUAUCAUCCCAAAAAAAACCUGACACUUUUUCACGUUUACUUGUAGUUUAUUAUUAUAAAACUCGCAUUUUUUCAUUUUGUUUCCAGACCUCACUCAAGAAGUAGCUUCGAAAGGACUGGGUCUAGUAUACGAACAUGGCGACGGAGAGAGCAAGAAAGAGCUUGUUUCCCUAUUGGUUGAUACGCUGACGAAUGGUAGGAGGUGAGCACUUAACUGAGUUAAUAAUUAACGAGCAGUUCUGUAACGAUACUGAGAUUAAAGGAGCUAUAGGCAUUAGAUGAAUAUUUGUGCAUCUUAAUUAAUUUAACCUCUACAUUCCAGUGGGUCAAAUUUUAACCCGUGGUAAUCUUCACCAUACUCGAUCAAGUUUUGCAACUGAAAUAGAAUACAUGAGAAUGAGCUGUAUGCUCCUUCUUGAGAUUCCGUAGAGUAACGUAACUGUUCAAAAAGUGUCUUUAAUUAUGCUUAAAAUUUGACUGUGAACCUCGCCAUUUAAAAAAACAAAAAAACAAAAAAAGAAACAAAAAAAAAAAGAGAAAAAGAAACCGCAACGUGGCUCAAAUAACUUCUCUAGACUUUUGUAAGCUCCUCAAGCGUCAGUGAAGUUGCAAAGAUUUUUUUUCUUUGUUAUUUUUUGUUUUUCUUUUCUCGUUUUUAAAACUCUUUUGUCUUCUUCGUUUCAGGUCAGUCCAGCACGUCACCGGUGGAACCAAGUUUUCUGAGGGGUAGGGGGUGUCUUCUGCCAUUAAUAACGAUUUUGAUAUCGUCACUGUUAUUCUGUCGAAGUUUUGAUGGACACAAAACACGUUGGAUCAUCUCUUUCAUCAUUGUUCUCGAAACGAUCCAAAAUUAACGCACUUUAACGUAAAUAGUCCAGAAAAAAUGUGCAAUAAAACAAUUAUUGAAUUUGGUUUUCGCAUGAUAUUAUGAAUGAUCAAACCUCGUUUCUGUGUUAUCUGACUCAGACCUCGGUUUUGAUAAUUAAUGAUAUCUUACUUAACCUCAUCCAAUAAUUGCUUACUAUCCUUCGCUAGUUUCAUCCAUUGAUUUUGGGAAAAUUUAGCAGCAAUUCGUAGCCAAACUAGAGGGGAGCACGCUUUACAGCGUAAAUGUAACUACACACACCAUGUUAUGUACUUGCGUUAUGGUGUACUAAUUAUGGAUGAAUGCCAUGGCGGAUUAACAGAAAUUAGACAGGACUAACGAACGAGCCAUGUUAUUAUGUUCUUCCUCACAUCUCACUUGACGUUUUAGGAGCGGAGUCUCCACCUACAAGGAGUUAUGUUCCAUUGCAAGUGAUCUAAACCAGCCAGACCUUGUUUACAAGUUUAUGCACCUUGCAAAUCAAAACGCUCUGUGGAACUCCCGGAAGGUAUCGUAUGAAUUAAACAGUUUGGUUUUGUUUCGUAUUUUGUUUUUGAUUAAUGUAAUACGUCAGAGGGCAUAGGCUCGUGCCUCUCUAAAUACCUAGGAGGCGGCGAGUCGCUUGUGAGCAGUCUCCCACGAGCACUGUUGACCGAUCAACUCGCGGGCCUCUCGUAACGUAUACGAUGGUUGGAGAAGCCUCCUCUGUUCGCUUACGAGAUGCCCGUGAAGCAGCACCAAUGAAAACUUCCACAUAAGCUACGUGGCGAUAACCAUGUCUAGGUUGUUUUACGAUUGUUGGGUUUUGCCUAGGCCUGGUUAUCACCGAUCGCCUAGAUCCCAAUCAUCCAGAGUGAUACUCAAGCAAUCGGGGCAAUUACAUGUAAACCAGGUCAAACGUUCUCUGACCACCCGAAACAUCCAGAAAACAGAAAAUUAAAAUUCUAUGUUUUUGUUCUUCUUUUCUUCCAAGGGUGCAACGUUUGGGUUUUCAUCCAUAGCUGCUCACUCAAGAGAGCAGUUGGAGCCAUACCUUCCUAAGAUUGUACCAAAGUUGUUCAGGUAAACAUAAAUUACUUUUUUCAUGUUAAGUAUUUUCACAUGCGAUCUUUGUUUCUGGCUAUGUGUUCGUAAGAGGUCUCUGAUGCUGUGAAGCAGUGGACCGUGUAAUGGCUAUGCUCUUUAUAGAAUAUUUAGAUUGUUUCUUUAACCCAUCCUUUGGACAAAUGUUGAACACCGUAAGGUAUUACAAGAAAUUCAUUCAUCUUGUCACGAUCUCAUUCACAUAUCUCGCUCAACAUAAAACGUACUGUGGUAACAGGUGUGAAUUUAGUGACUGAAGCGGAGCCGCCGUAACAUGACUACGGGUUUCGCAGCACCUGUUCUUGCUUUAGCGCUUCUUGUCAUCGCCGCCUCAGCGGGCAAACCGCCCGGAGAAAGAGUUUGUUUUCCCGGAGGAAAAACCGCGUCAGCUUAUAUUUGCAGAAGAAGAAUCGUAGCCCUGAAAUCUCGAACUGCUCGGGUAGCGGAGCAUGCGCAUUCAUUUUGCCGCUCUGUCACCUUUACAAGGCUCAUAUGUGACAUGCGCAGUGUGUUGUGUGUGGAAAUGGAGAAGAAGUAUAUUCCUGUAAUUCUACCCUCCAGGUACCAGUAUGACCCCAAUAUGAAAAUACAACAGGCAAUGACCAGCAUCUGGGCUGCUCUCGUACCAGAGACAAAGAAAACGGUUGGUUUAUUUAAGUCGUAGGCUAGCUUGCAAAACACUCUCUGUUUCUUUUAAUACAAACGGAAGAAGCGUAAACUAAGCGGGAGUUGUGAUAAAACCUGAAGUCCAAAGGAGGAAAAUUGAAGGGCAUUUUUUUCCUCCUUUUUGGAGUAUAUUCCUUUUCGUGUAUCCCGGUUAAUUUAACGUUCCUCCCAUCUGACGUUGAGGAAAAAUGGAAAAAAGAAAAAAAGAAAACUGCAACGUAUGCUAAUCAAAUCCACUCAGCGGUAAUUACAGCUUCCUCAGCAGUGCGUAUCCAUAGAAAAGGAAUGAUUAACAGAAUGACUAAACACCUCCUUGUAUUCUGGAAUUGAUUGGUGAUAGGAACUUAGUAAACUUGCAUUUACCUAUUGCAUAUUAACUUAGUUGGGAGUUUGAACAGUCAUGCUUGCAUUUUACGAGCCUUAAGUGGAUGUGUCACUAUUAAAUCCGUUUUUCUUUCGUUAAUUUAGUUAAAACGCAAAGUGGGGUUCUUCGAAUUUUAUCCGGUCUGAAGGGCCUUUUCAAAAAGCUCCGUCCUCUGAGGACAGUUCACCCGGUUAAGUAUGGACGAUAGGGCUAGCCGUUGGAAUAAAGUCACGCUUUCAAAGUUUCCGCAUCCUUAGUUUUGAUGUCAUUUGGUGUUUUAGGUGGAUAAAUACGUGAAUGAAAUACUAGAAGACUUAAAAACAAGUCUAGAGAGUAACAUAUGGAGGGUAAGACAGUCCAGGUAGGUGAAAAAAGCAAAGAUCAUUUACUUAUAACUUUAGUCUUUCGUCACAGCGAAGGAGGAAGGGCUUGCUCUUGAAAUGUCAGCUUCAGAAACUCUUAACGGUGGCUGUUAACAACAGACAAAUUACCUUGUUAUACCUUGCACCUACGCAGCACCAUAGUUUCUUAAGAAACUUACCUCCUUAGUUCAUAUGUUUAAAGUUUACUUUCAGCUUUGGAGGUGUUUUUUUUUUAGGGAUAAUACUGUGAAUUGUGAGGGUUCAAUAGCGAAGGCAUCACCGACAUUGGUUUUUAAGUUUAUUGUUUAUGAAAUGUGUCGUAAAGCGCUCAAAUAAUGGUGGUAAAUCUAUCAGAACUUUAAGAUGAGUCAGAUACUGGUACAAAAAGAAAACCAAAAACUGAACUUUUCUGUUUACAGUAGGUCGGUUAGAUUUUCUGUCGGUCUGUCUAUAUGCCUGAUUGUCUGUUACCAGCCCUACCUUCUAUUCCCUUUACUUGUGUAGCGUUUCCCUUUUCAUUUAUAAAAUUUUCUUAUCUUUGUUUUUAUUUUCAGUUGCAUGGCUCUCAGUGAUCUCCUCAGCGGUCGAUCAGUAGAGGACGUGCUCGACUCUCUCCCCAAACUUUGGGAGCUGUGUUUUAGAGCACGAGAUGACAUUAAGGUUGGUAAUAAAUGAAGAUUUACGACAGAAAAACUCUUGGAUUUCCAUGUUAAGCGAAUUACUCAUGAGUUUCAAUAACAGCCAGUUACGAGACCUCCGCCUAUAAGAACUCUCACCGCCGUCUGCUGAGCCAGCGAGCAGGCUCUCGUAUUUGGGUUUUGCCUAACGGCGAAACGGCCUAUUACGCUAUCUGCAGCCGCUUAGAGGAAAAGCUAUUGAAAGCUCUGAUUAAGUGAAUUUCUCAGACCGGGUUCCAAAAUAAUAUAUAUUUUCAAGAAAAUAACCACCCUUGAAUUUUGUUUCCUUGUAAACGCUAACAUUUUACUGUAAAAGGGUUACUCUUUCAAAUGACUUCGCCUGGGUUGCCUUGAAAAGUAUCCGGAGUAAUGUAAAUAAGUGGAACGUAAAACUCAGUGGUUACUUUGCAGGAAUCUGUCAGACAAGCAGCCGAAGUAGCUUGUAGGACACUUAGUAAGGUAUGAAGGAUUCUUUUGUUGAAUUUAAAGACUAAGGUAUUUGUGGUGACGUUAUCACGUCACUUCGUUUUAGAACUUGAUUGGCAUGGAUAACUUCUUUUAUCUUUUGAAAUUUACGUUAUUACAGACUGCUAGUCUGUUCCUCAGUAACUCGUUUUCACUAACAGUUGUCCUUGACUCAAAAUAAACGGUCAAUAUCAGUUAAUUUCAAUUAUUGAACGACUCCCAAUUAAAUUGAGCAAUUGCUAGGCAUUUGAGGAGAUUUAAUGGAAACCAGUGUUUCUCUGAGUGUGUUGAUUAUCUGGACUCUCGACGGUUUCGGGGACGAUUGAGACGUAAUAGGCGGAGACAUCAGUGGAAACUAUGUUUAUGGGGAAUAUGCAGUGAGUUCUUAAUUUGACUUGAUUGUGCAGGUGUCUAUUCGUGUUUGUGAUGUAAAUCAAGGCAAGCUUGGUGAAACAGCUAUCGCAUUAGUCCUUCCAACUCUGUUACAUAAGGGAGUGGCGAACAGUGCAGACGAGGUCAGAUCUGUAAGGUAACGGCGUAUUCCAAUUAGUACAACUUGAUAGAUUAGUUAACUGUGUUAUUUCGUCGUGAACGCCAUCAGUAAUCAUAGUCUUCAUACUAUUAACUAUACUUUUUCUAGGGUGUUGACAGGGAGAAUUUGAUUAAUAAUCAAUAGCUUCUCCAGUUGAUGAUCAUUUCCUUUAUUCUCAUGAUCUUUAUGUGUGAUUCUGGGGUGAUAUUGUAAUGAGAAAUAAGAUGCCAGUCAUUCUUAGAGGUCAAACGGUUAAAACGGAUCGAAUGCAUAAUCUUAUUUCUUUUUGUCGUUACAGUCUUUCUACAAUAGUGAAGAUCAGCAAGAAUGCGGUAUGUUCCUCUGUGCGCUCUUUUGUCUUUAGAUAUUCUAAUGUCAGGGGGUUCAGUUCCUCAUAACCGUCGCAAUUUCAAUAACAUGGUUCACGUGGAUGUAUCGGCGGGAAAAACUUGACCCAUGGCGGAUACGUUAAAUUAUGGCGGGAAAACGACUUCGAACAGAUCUUGUAGCUCUACUGAGAGAGUAUUAUAUUCUCUUCUAAAAAGCAGUGAAGUUGGCUUCAAUUAUAGCUUUUUACUUAUCAAAUGUCUUCAUUUCCCAUAGGGUGCUCUGCUAAAACCUCACAUUCCAUUGCUGGUAAUCGCUCUCCUGGAGUCACUCAGUGGCUUGGAAGACCAGGUUUGAAAUUUGAAUUUUAUGCCAGCCCAGCAAUUCAGUCUGUAUCUGACGACGUACUUAUAGACUUAAAUGGAAAGAAAAUUGUAAGGUGUAUUCUGCUUGGCUUUACUGUGUUUUUGCUGCGGCAAUUUACCGUAAGCGCCCAAAUACACGCCAGGGGGCUUAUUGAUUUUCAGAGAGGGAUAGCGGAGUGGGGAACGGGUUGCAAACUUUAAGUGUUAGACAGUGGGCACUCUAGAGAGAGGCUCAGACUUAUUAAAGCGUCAAAGGCACAUAGGAAACUCUAACAAACCUUAUAACCCCUGCUAAGGUAGUUUUCGCAAAGACGGUAUUUCACAAAGUUUGCCCUUUAGAGUCACUUAAAAAUUGAAAGAGCUCUGUCCAAAAACACAACACAAAGACCUCGUUAGGACUGACAGCGGGAUCUAUUGUUCGCGGGACAAGUGUAAGAACCAACAACCAUCUCAAUUUCUCCCACACAGAAAACGUUCUUUAAGUAAUCUGUUUCACUUUUCUGAUCGUUUCCUAUUUUGCUUAAACAGUCGAUGAACUACUUGAGUCUACAACUGCAUAAAAGUGAAGACGUUCAAGAGAAGGUACUUGUGUAAAAACCUAGAAAUGUAGAUUACAAAUAAAGUAACUUAAAUGAAAAUGCCACCUCAGAGUAUAGCCGCCGUUUGACCACCAGUUACGCAGUGCAGCAUAGAGAUACGGAAAGUUUCAAAAUGGUGAAACCAAACUCUUCAUGAAACAAUGAUUUUAUCUGAAGUUGCAUUAUAAGGCGUUAAAAUAAAGAAAAACAUUUUGAAUUUGACUUAACAUGUUUUAACCUCUCAACCUCAUCCCUCUGGAAAAACUGGUUCAUCGUAACGGAUUUGAAAUCUGAUGAUUUUGUCCUCAAACUCUUAAAAAUUUAUUUAUGAACACUAAACUAAUGUUUGAUGUCAAAUCUCUGUGAGAAUAUAGUUUUUAAGGAAACUGUGGUACUACGUCGGUGGGAAUAUCGCAAGAUCAUUUGGUUUCCUCAACUGAGCUGAUAAUGUAAAGUGGCCACCUUGAAGAGUUUAUAAAGUUGACAAAGGGCUAACAAUCGAAACGUCAGCGUUAGAAACUCUUUACGGAGGGCUGUUUACAUUAUCAACUCUUAAGCAGUGGUGACUUGAUAGUUAUGCCCUUACUUUAAUUUCAGCUUGAAGGAGCGCGAAUCGCUGCCUCCAAGAUGUCUCCUAUGAUGGAAACAAUCAACAUGGUAAUAUUAAACAAAUAAUGAUACCUUUCAGAUAUAGUAUUUCUCAAAACUUCACUUACUUUUCACGAGCAACACAAUCGUACCAUUUUGUUUUACAAAUUUAUUCACAUUUUUGCGUUAUCCUUUCGAAUUUCAUCACAUUUAAAGCAAGCGUGUUCCUAACGUGUUCCCACGAUAGAAAACUGUACAUGUACCACAAAAUCCAAACAACCUUGCAAGGUAAAAACUCUGAUCACGCGUCAUUUGCAUUCCACCUUUAGCCUUGAGUACUUUUGCGGAACAUCACUAGAAAAGUCUAAUUUAUUUUCUCUCUUUUUUUUUUUUUCUAAGUUGAAUUAGCUAUCCAGGUCCAGAUAUCCUGGCACACCUUAGAGGUUUGCCUUGGCUUAAAAAAAAGAUUUUUCAGCUUUCAGAAUAGACUCUUACUAAAAUUUGGGCCAAAGUUAAAGUUGAGUAUUCUUGUUUACCGAAAAUCUUCCGUCAGUGCAAAUCAAACUGUACCCUUUUACACGUUUGAAUAGAUGGGAGUACAACAUGAACCGUAAGCCAUUCCAAUGUUCCACGUUUUUUUAGUUAAGAGUGAAACUCUGCAAAAUUUAUUUAUCAAAUGAGGAUGCUUAUUUGGCUGCAGGCAUCAAUUACUUUCACAGGUUGAUAAUUGAGUUGUGUUCAUUUUUAUCUGCAUUGACGGUAUGUCGAGCUGAAUGAAAAAAUCAUUCCAUCUCAGCCUCUAAACUCGUUCAAUUUUUUUUGUUUCUAUAUUUCAGUGCGUGCAAUAUGUUGACGAAACAGUUCUCCCAGAACUCGUACCCAGACUAUCUGACCUUCUACGAACCGGAAUCGGACUGGGAACAAAGGUAGUAGUUUUUCUCUCUAUAUGUUUGUCAUCACACCUUGUUAGUUUUAUGUAUUUGUAUUCAAAGAGGAGUCACUUGUAACUGAUUUUAUUUUUUAGGCAGGAUGUGCUAGUUUCGUCGUCUCUCUUGCUAUGCAGUGCCCCCAGGAAUUGAUUCCAUGGGCUGGUAAGUCUGAGUUUUCGAAUCUCUAUUGUAUCUCUGUGGUAUUUUGUUAACUGCUUUCAUAGUCUCGAACAUAACCUUUUUCAAACAAAACCAAACUUUCGACGUUAGAACAAUUUGCACCCAAAUGUCGUUCCCCUCCACUCCCCACCUCACCCCACCCACUUGGCCUUCGACUUUCAUUGUUGUAAGAAGGCGUUUUGAUGUACAGGAUACGUCACUUAUGAGCCAGCAAACACUGAUUAGAGAGAAGAGAGGGGAUGGGGGGAAUAAGAUAUAGUGUCCAAAAUAGUUUACGCGAGAGAAACUUUGCAUAUAUCGAAAAUCCUAUUUAAUUGGUGUCUUUCUUUUUUUUUGUCAAUCUACAGCGAAACUCCUCAACGCAUUGUCGUCUGGAUUGAGCGAUCGCAGCGCCUCCGUCAGAAAAUCUUACGCUACAGCUAUAGGUCAUCUGGUCAAGGUAAACCCACAUCAAUUAUAAAAAAUCCAAUGUCGUUCUUUACAUGUUUGUUAUUGUUCUAUUGUAGAAUAUUGAUGUUGUUGUCAUAGGAAUAGAUUCUUAUUUUGUCCACCAGCGAACAUUCCUAGUAAUUAUUAUUUGCCACGUAAUUGUGACCAUCUGUUUAUAUCUUGAUUAAACACAGGUCGCAAAGGACAGUACCGUGGAGAAAAUUCUCGAUAAAAUAAAUAAAUGGUACUUUGAAAAGGAAGGUAAAUGUUGGUCUUCUGUAAGUCAAGUUAAGUGACGCGUAACCAUUGGAACCCAUGUCGUUCCCUCGACCAACGUAAUCGCCGUUUUUUUUCUCGCUCACACUUUCUAUCGUCUUUAAUGACUACUUCUAAACUACUUAAUCUUUUAUACCCCAACACAAACAACAAAGGGAAGAAUCUUUAGUUAGCGAAUUAAAAAGCAAAAAGGAGCACAGUCUUCCUUGAGAGUUAAAAGACAAAACAAAACAAAGAAGGCUAACCAGGAGCUGAAUCACUGAAAAUGAAAUAGCGUGCUUGGUUCAGAAACACACAUAAACAAAAUACCCAACGCACGAUAUCACAAACCUAACAACUACCUGGGAGAAAAAUACACAUAGCUGGAGCAAAGCUAUUUUAUUAAGGAGAGAUAAUCCUUAGAGGGGGAUUUUAAAUCGGUUUCGGAAAAACCUCCUAAAAAUGUGUUAGGUUUUAGUAGACUCAUCUAAAAUUGUCUUGUUAUUUCUUAGCUUGUCUCGCCCAAGAGCACAUUUCAAUGACUUUGCAAGGGCAUCAAACCAGUUUUUUUUUCUCAGUCCAUCGUGUUAGCUAAUACGUUAUCACUUCUUCUACGCUGUCUUAGAACCGGUCACCAAGUUUUAUUUUUUAGUAUUAAAUAUAAAAUCGAUUAAAGACGCUGUUAUUUUAAACACUUACUUUCAGAUGAAGGUUUGAGGUUAGCUUGCGGUAUUGCUCUUCAAGCCGUGUCACGCUAUUCCCCGGAUGUGUUGAAACGCCACGCAGCCAAGGCCCUUCCAGCGGUCUUUUUUGCCAUGCACGGCAAGAAGGCAACAGGUAUUGUUCGAAUAUUUUUGGGUAGUUCUGAUGUACCAAGUUACAGGAACGAACGACAAUUUGACAACAAAUGUAUGUUAAGUGAAAUUUUCCGUUCUGUAGAUGAAUGAUUUGCCAGGUGAUUCUCAGAGAGCUGUACAUCUGUAUUUAGCAUCGUAAAACUAAAAAAAUUGUCAAUAGAAACGUCAAUUAGAACCAAAAAGAAAAAAGCAAAGGGAGGGUGGGUGGUUUCAUGCGAAAACGAUAUUAGGGUUGAGAGGGUAGCUUUAAGUUUUUACACCUAUCAGAGAGUGCCGUAGAGUAAAGGUUAAUGAAGUAUGUUCAUUUACAGCAAGCAGCAGUUCAAGUUCCAGCGACUCCUUAUGGGAGGAGAUUUGGCUCGAGAACACACCAGGUAAGUGAUUUGCUUUUCUUGUGGUUGUGCAAAUUUAUGCGAAAAUGCUGGUUAUUCUUAAAGCUAUGACUAGUCUAAAGCAACACCGUAUGAUAAUAGCAAUAAACUAAUCUCAACUGGACCACGGGCAAACAUUAAAUCUUGAGACACCAAAUUAACACUAAACAGUGUCAGGCAGAGGGCGGCUGUUAUUCAGUCAAGUGUUGCUGCGAGUAAAAACGAGUUGCGGGCAAACGCAGAUGAACUUUAGUAAUGCCAUAACGCUAAAAAUCAAACGUAGGAAGAACUGUUGACAGUGCAAAGGGCAGGAAAACCUUUAAACGAUGUCAAAUGCGGAUAGACUUACAGACGAGGUAGAAAUUCCAAGUGUAAGAAGUUUAAUAGGUGCGAAUCGUAGUGACAAGUAACUGACAAUAGUGGAAGAGAGGGAAAAAAAGGAGCGGGUACCUGUACGAUACGUGUCUUCAAUGCUUGUUGUAUGAAUCAAGAAAGGUUAAAUUGCCAACUUGUUCGCCGUUUUCGAGUGUUGAUUUUAUCAUUUCUCUUUUUUGUUUUUCUCUUUUUCGUCAGGUACCGAAGCAGGCAUUCGAUUGUACUUGGAUGAAAUAGUAUCAAUCACGUGUCCAGCUUUGACGUCACAGGCAUGGGCAACUAGGGCCCAAGCCGCCGUAACGAUUUCUGCCGUAGCGCAAAAGCUAGGUAAGGAUGUCGCUUGUUACGAAUUUUAACAAAUUAACCUUGCUGGAUGUCAGAGGUUAACCUUUCUGUUUUCUAGGUUCCUCUCUUUGUCAGCCUAACCUUGGUAAGUUGCUGAGUUCUCUGGUCAGCGGAUUAUCUGGGAGAACAUGGACGGGCAAAGUAAGUGCGCGUGUUUCAAAAAAGAUUAAUUUUCUGAAGAAAAUGGUAUUGUUGUGGUUGCGACGCACGGUAUCCAAUGUGGUAUACUGGUUUCAGUAUUUGAAACCUAAAUUAACAUCGUGUAUAAGACACAGUUUCAGACUUAGUUAUCUUGUCUUGCGUCUUGUUAAUUGAACGUGGAUUAUUACAAGUAGCAUGGUAAACUUGUGAAUUACGUCGUUUUAACUCCUACUUUUUGCACGAUUAUGUUUUGUUUAGGAAUCUCUGCUCUCCGCAGUAUCAUGUGUUUGUAUCAAGUGCAGGUAAGGCACUCAGACUCCUAAACGAAGGGAGAAUCGCAUUCAUGACAAAUUGCAAUAUGAGCAAUAAUUUCACCUGGGUGUCAAAGUAAAUCCAAAAUUGCAUUAAAUCUGGUUAUGCUUUGCUGCUUUCUGUGCUAUUUUUAAAAACCUUGGACCGUUCAAUAAAUCAGUCGCCAAACUUCAACCAAUCCUUACUCGGUUACUUGCAUAUUCUUACGUUAGAAUCCGACCAUGCAUGUUUACUUUAAGUUAUUUCUGGUUCCCUCUGGCAUUUCCCUUUUUUCUGAUUGGCUUUUGGGUUGUGGUUCUAUUAUAAUUGGACGACAAUUGGUUUCCGGAACGUACAGUUUAUAGGCGCCCUUUGUUUGUUAUUAAUGCAAAGUUAUAUUUUCAACAUGUUUGUUUAGAAAAAGCUCUUACUGAAACUGAGUCGUAUGAACUUUUGACGUUUAGUUCUGCCCUUUUCUCUUCACUAUAUACAAAUAAUAUUUUUUUCGUUGCGUCUCUAUGGUAGGAAGUCAAUACAAGACUCGUCUCCAAGAGUUGAUCCAGAUAUUGAGGAAGUAAGAUAAGACGACGUUUAGAUUUACAUGUGACGUGGAACAGAACACAGACAAAUGUCAAGAAAAAGGCUCCAUAUUUGAUUUGUGAAGAAGUUAUACUUUUUAUCUUUACCUCAUGCCUAAUAAUAUUUCACUUUGUUUUAUGGCCAUGUCCACGGCUCCAAUACUUGAGGGUUCUGAAGCCUGUUUCUCGAAAGUCCCGGUUACUUAACGGGCACGAAGCCAUAUUUUAAAAUUAAAAUAUAAAGAAUAGUGAAGCAGUUUAUGGCACCCUAACCAUUUCAUUUUGUGUCUUAAGCUGGUAGUUUUAUUGUACAACUUUCAAAAAUUUUGAAACCAUCUUCUUGAAUUGAAACAAAACAGCUUUACGGGCCCGUGCAGCUACCGAUGAAUAUGAUGCGGGAAUGAAUGUCUUGUCAUGUGGUUGAUCUUCAAACUUUUUCACUGAUGUUUCACUUCCAAUUUUAAGUGUUAAAAUUGUGCUUCUUCUGUAGGUACUUGACUCGAUAUUCAAAGAAUGCAAAAAAGAAAACCCAACGUACAAGAGAGCUGCAUUAAAGUGCUUCGGAGAAAUCGUCCAGGAAUAUUCUAUCGAUAGAUUUCAACAACUCUCCGAACUUUUAUUUCCUAUUAUAGCUCCUGUAAGUAUUCUGUUGGUUCACCAUUUAUCAUCCAAAGGUUAUUUCAAUUUGACGGAUUCUUCCCGAUAAAUUAAAAUUGUGAACAGUUACCUUAAACUCAGAAAUGGCCCCCCUUUCGUCUAGUGCUUCAUGGUUCUAGUUAGUCCUUCUUCACCAAAAAUAGCAAAAUGAUAAUUUUACUAUACUACUGUCAGAAUGGUCAUACCUUAGUGUUGUUAUUUUUCAAUUCUAUGGGACGUUAAAAAAUAGAUAAAUAAAUAAAUAUAUUAAUAUAUCAAUAUGUAUAUACUUGUCUUUGAAAGCCCCAAUUAGUUUCCAUGCUAUAAAAUUUGUUCGUCUUUCAAAUCAAGAAAUGGAUGUAGUAUAAUUGACAUACUGACUCAAAGCUCAUAUGAAAGAUAAUGGCAUUUUUGCUGGUUUUAAUCAAAUUUCUACUACCCUUUAUAAUAAGCCCGGCGAAGCACGGUCUCUUUUUUCACCUCAGGAUUCUUUCUUCAAAUACUCGCCUUUUAAUCCUGUUGCAAAUGUAUGCUUGAAUCUCUGACUGUGAGGAACUCAAUUAUCAAUGAUCCUUGGAUGUUUUGCUUGUCCAACGUACAGGAGCCAAAGGAGGAGGAAGAAGGCGAGGAAGAAAAUGGAGACGAGGAAGAGAAGGACAAGAAAGUGGAUCAAGAGUUCUUGGUUUGUUCUUUUGAGUGUCUGGGACAGGCGUGGCCAAAGAAUUCCACCGACUCCCAAGGUCAGGUUUCUUUUCCCACUUUAGCUUACGCAUCGUAACAAAAUCGUAGUUGUCGUAAUAUUAGCUGCCAGCUAACAUUGCUUGGUGUUUUUGACCAGCCAAUGUGACCGCUUAUAUUCCCUAUAGAGUAACGAGAAAUUACCACAGUUGAACCAUUUUUCUCCUUCAUCUUCAUUUAACAGACAAACACGGAGAGCGUUUUUGUUCCAUACUUUCUGCAGCCCUUACUUCAAACACUUGGAAAGUUCAAGUCGUGGUUUUAGCAGCCAUUAAAUUAUUUAUAGAAAGGUUGGUGGAAAUUGUUUCGUUUGUUUGGCUGCUGCUGAUUUUACGGUAAAGCAGCUUCACUCCGCUAUGCAGUUGGUUUUGACAUGAGUAAAUUGACGCCAACGGUUUUUUUUGUCGUCGGAUAAUUCCACUUUUAAAAAACUGUACGGAGCGCCUUGACAUGCUUGUGGAUGUUUGUUGAUCCACCUACAAAUGAAACUGCAAACCGCGAAAUUGAUUAUAACUGAUCAUACGUGAACAAACCUUGCAGUUAAACCGAAGUAAGUUUAAAUAAGUCAUUUUAGGAUCUUUGUCAAAAACUUCUCGAAUUCACCUGCCUAACAGAGAUCUUCAUGUUUCUAAAAUCAUGAAGUUGUAGCUGUUGAUUUUAUUUUUGGUAUUUAUAUAUUCUUGUCCAUUUUCUUUUUCUUCCUCACGUUUUGGACGUGUUUGCUAAUACAUCACAUUUUACUCUUCUGUUUUUUUUUUCGUUACAUUCCGUUCCGUUUUACUCCUUAAAGUUGGUUUCCCUCUUCCUCGUUUUGCUUUUUUUUGGCUCGGUAGCCAAGGCCCGCUAAUUUUACGCGCCCGAAGUAAUAGUUCAAAUCUAAUUCUCCAAAACAAGUCCAUUCUGUUUCGUUUCUUGAUCUCGAUAAUUUUACAAUUUUAAAAGUGUCAAUCUCUUGAUCUUGGAAGAAAAACUGCAAAUAAAAAUAAACUUUUUGAACCCGGAGAAACGGACCCCUUUUCUUCUUUCUAUUUAUAGUUGUGGAAACGGUAGUUUUCAACUUUUUUAUUUUGCUAUUUUUUUUUUCAUUAUUCUUUAUUUUCCAGGAUGAAUUGGGUCAAUGGAACACCCGAUGGCUCGGGAGAAGAGAGUAUCGAGAGAAUAACUAUGUUAAGAAACACCCUCGGACAAUUUGUUCCACCAGUUUGCGAAUGUUUAGGUUUGCUUGAUUUUAAUGAUGUUACAAUUUGUUUUAGAUGAGUGUCAUACGUAUAUGGCUCUAGUAUUUUAAAAUGGUUCACCUAGUCUUUUGGGAUAUGGAGUGACAAAGAACCUUUUUUCCCAAGAUCGUAGUCUGUAAACCCUUUUGAUCUUUUCCUUUCCAUAAUCUUAGGUUUUUCUCACCUCUUGGUGCUUGUGUGCUCGUGCAAAUAAUUAUUUCAAGGUUUUAUUUGGUGUGGAAGUAAUAUCCUGACGCUUAAAAACUAGCCAAAUGUAGGAAAAUAGCUCCCUUUAGGUUGGAAUGUUCCCGUCUUCGACGUUUGUCCCUCAAGGUAACUUGUAGUUUGUCAUAUUCUUCUGGGCGGUGUGGGAGCGCAUUGAAAUUGCCCAGCUCUGAAUUUUCUGCAGCAAAUAACUCGACUAUGACAGAUGUUGUUUCAGAAAGUUAGAAACUGUUUCAACUCGACAAAUCAACAGUGCUACAAGCUUUUGAACUUACGUUAGUUUUCAAGGAUCUUAAAACACCUAAACAUAAGUCAAUUGAAUAGCGCGUUUCAAUCCCUCCCUUUUAUGUACAUAUUUGAAUGUGUUUUGCUGCUUUAUUUUUUUCACAGAGGUUAAGAAGUAUGCUGCGGUGCGGUUGGGAUCAGUUGAAGUUCUAGAGACUAUGCACUCAGCUCUACAAGGUUAACUGAUUUAGUCUAAGCAUCCAGUCGAGAAGAGUCAUUUCAAUGAAUUUCAUCAUCAUCAUCAUCAUCAUCAUCAUUGCUCGUUGCGCCAACAGGUGCAUAAGGGCUGUCACAUUGUCCUCCUACCCCCUCACCCCCCCCCGUGGGGUUUGUGCCGCCGCCUUAGGGAAUUAAGUCAAACAAAAUUAUCUCCUGCCCUCUUUUCAUAGGGUGGGCUAGUACUCGAGAUGACCACUUUUCAAAUGCACUUCUGUGAUUUAAUUGCCUUGGGCAACGUGUUAUUCUGUAAUCAGGAAAGUCUCUCACUUUCCCGCUGGCGCAGCAUACCAGUCUUUUUUUCUCUAGAAAAUCAUCAAUAACUUGUUUCUUACAUUAAUUUUUUCAGGACACAUCCGCUUAUCACUGCUGACGGAAGAACUAAAGGAACUUAUAUUAGACAGUCUGAAAUACGUUUACAGUGACAAGGAACCUAACAUCCGGGAUAAAGCCCUAGAACUUAAAAACAAAUUUCUCUCUCUUGGCUCCUCUGGUUCAUAGCGUUAAAAACACGUCCAGUUAAAAUACGGAGUGAAGACAUGAAUGGUGUACAAUCUGACAUGGACCACCUUUCAAAGAUACUGCGCUUACAGAGAGGCCGCGGGUUGCGACUGCGCUUGGCCACUUAAGCGUGUUUAGCUGACACUCGAUCGAUGUAGUCGGAUAGGAAGGUGAAAACGCGCUCUUUUGCGUUUGCAUCGAUCAAUUAUUUAUUUUCCCUUUGGGAAAUCUGAAACAAUCAAGGGUUCAACUUUGUGUAAAACUAGAAAAUCGCUUUCGGAAAAAAAUUACCUCAAUCAAGAAAAAAUAUUGUUUCUAUUUCCAUAUUGAUAAAAUCAAAGAUAAAUGCAGUCUGCGAAGCAUUGAAACAGCUUGUUAGAUAAUAAAAUUAUCACGAUCACUGAGC